AUGGAACGAAUGAAACGGCAAGAAACUGAUGCCAUGGAUCAAAAUUCAAAUAAUAUUAAAAGACGAAAAUCUCUUCUUGAAGAUUUACCUCAUGAAAUAUUUUACGAUAUAUUUGAAUAUUUUGAUAUGUAUCAUAUUUACAAAGGAUUUUUCAAUCUUAAUAAACGAUUUAGAAAUUUAAUUACUUAUUCAAAUUUUUUUCAUAAAAUAAAUAUAUCAAUCAUGUCAAAAAAUGAUUUUGAAGGUUUUCAUGUUGAUAUUAUUAUACCAAAUAGACAUCGAAUUAUAUCACUUCGUUUGUCAAAUCCAUUUAUUCCUCAAAUUGUGUUUUCAUCAUCCCGUGUAAUUUCACAAUUCAUUCAUCUAGAACAAUUAGUUCUUAAUAAUAUAGAAAUGAAAUAUUUACGUAAAAUUCUUGAUUAUUUAACGCAUACAAUAUUACAAAAAUUGCAUUCAUUAAACAUUUCCAUUGAUGAUUCUAUUGAAUCUUUAGAUAUUCUUUUUACUGAUUUAUUCAAUUUAUCAACAUUAAAAUAUUGUGAAUUUAAAUAUGAAACUAAAACUUACGACGUUUCAUCAUUUCUUCAUGUUACUAAAUAUAAUUCUAGUUCAAUUGAAUAUUUGAUAAUAAAUGGUCGUUUUCCAUUCAAAUUAUUGAAUAAUUUAUUAUGUUGUCUUCCUAAACUUCACUAUUUAUCAAUUAAUUCUCUUGUUGACUCUUAUGGUUAUAUAGAAAGACAUAUAUUAUCCUCUAUUCUAUUAAAUGACUUAAAAUGUGUUUCUUUUAAAUUGGAUAAUAUUCGUUUUUUUGAAGUUGAAACAAUUUUCAAAGAUUUUUUUCAUUCUAUUCAAAUUUUACGUCUUACAACAAGUGAAUAUGAUGACUAUUUGAAUGCUGAACAAUGGGAAAAAUUAAUCGUAUCUUAUAUGCCGUGUUUACGUAUUUUUGAUAUAAAUCAUACAAAUCCAGUGAGAUGUGAUACUUCAAGAUAUCAUGCUUUGAUAAAUGGAUUUGAUUCGUUGUUUUGGAUUGAAAGAAAAUGGUUCUUUACAUAUCAAUAUGAUUGGUCAAAGCCUUAUGGAGAUCUACUUUUUUAUUCAACGAAUCCAUAUCGACGAAAGGAUUAUAAAUUUCUUUGGGAGAGAAAUCCAAAGGAAUGUUCGCAGGUUCAAGAAUCUAACUUAAAUUUAAUUCAACAUAUUUUGAUUUAUAGUUAUGAAAUAAAAAAUGUUUAUCUCAAUUAUUUUCCAAAUAUUACUCAAAUGACGAUAAAGUGUUGUCCUCGAACACCAAACGGUUCGAUUACAACAAUUCUUGAUUAUAUGAUUCCUCUGAAACAACUGAAGAAGUUGACUAUACAAUGUCAUGAUUUUUCUUUUGAAGAACUGAUUAAAUUAUUAAGUUUUGCACCGAAUCUAAAUACAUUAAAAUUGAAAUUAAUAUCUGUGAACGAAAAUGAUUUAAAGUUAAUUCAACAAACUGAAAAUUUUCAAUAUGUAUCAAAAACAAAUCAAAUAAAACAUUUAGAUCUUUUUCAAUUGUGUGAAUUCAAUCAAAUUGAAUUGAUUAUUAAUUUAUUUUCACAAUUAGAAUAUUUAAAAACUGGAAUAAAUUAUAAAGAAAUUCGACAAAUAAAAAGAUAUUUAUUAUCAAAAAUUAACAAUAAAACACGACAUUUAUUCUUCUUAUGUGUUUCAGGCGUACCAAAAAUAUGUUUAAAGGAAUUGAAUGUAUUAAUUAAAUCAGAAAAUUUACUUAAUGAUUACUGUAUUAGAUUUAUUAAUCGUGAUUUAUAUUUAUGGUGGUAA
This is a messenger RNA of Rotaria sordida, 1809 nucleotides long. The record is from the annotation of a GenBank genome assembly. NCBI's taxonomy places the organism in Eukaryota, Metazoa, Rotifera, Eurotatoria, Philodinida, Philodinidae.